Monoraphidium neglectum is the source of this 753-nucleotide messenger RNA. RefSeq names its product E3 ubiquitin-protein ligase. The coding region runs from base 1 to 753 and encodes 250 amino acids. NCBI's taxonomy places the organism in Eukaryota, Viridiplantae, Chlorophyta, Chlorophyceae, Sphaeropleales, Selenastraceae. The record is from RefSeq and is a predicted model, not a curated record. The transcript has 2 exons.
AUGUCGUCGCUGUACUUCCUGGCAUUCGCACUGCUGGCCUCCACCUCCCUGCUCUUCCUGCUCUGGCACUGCCGCGUCGCGCGCUCGCGCCAGCUGGAGCGGCGGCGCCUGGAGCUCCAGGACAGCACUGCUGACUCAGUCUUCCUGUCCAGCUUUGACCUGGGCUUGGGCCUGACCUACGUUGCCCGUGGCGCGCCGGCCUUCGUGAUCCGGGCCCUGCCGACACGUGUCUUCUCGAGUGGCAGCCAGCAGCCUGCUGGAAGGCAGGGCGGCGGCAACAGCAGCGAACUUGGCAAGUCAGGGGCGAAUGGCAGCGACACGGCAGGGGAUGUCGAGCUGGGCGGCGUCCGGUUAGACCAGGGCGGCAACACCGACCCAUCGCGGCUGCCGCAGCAGCGGCUGCCGCUGGCCGACCCAGCAUUUGCACAACAGCAGCAGCAGCAGCAGCAGCAGCAGCAGCAGCAGCAGCAGCAGCAGCAGCAGCAGCAGCAGCAGCAGUCAGGCGCCCUGGCUGCCAACGCGCCAGACGCGGGCGAAGGGGGACCGGCAGCAGCUGCACCUGCCGCGUCUGCAUCCGCCAGCGGCGGCCCUGUAUCGGUCGACGCAGAUGAGUGCACCAUCUGCCUGGGCAGCUAUGAGGACGGGGAGGUGUUGAAGCAGCUGCCAUGCGGGCACUCAUACCACUCAGAGUGCAUUGACGCCUGGCUUGAAAAGUCGGCGGUCUGCCCGCUCUGCAAGCACACGCUCUGGUGA